AUGGCUUUAACCGCAGCUAAAACAACUACAGGCUUUUUCUCCACAUCUGCCAAGACCACCACAAUCCCAUUCCUCUCAAUGGGCACGAGCGCAAGAGACAAUGUCACCUCCAGGACUACGUUAAUGACUGUUACCAUAACGACAAACGAGACCAGCUUCAAUGCCACCACGUUUCCGGAGGUGGUGAUCGAGGGCUCGGGAAUGGGAAUGGUUCUUGUUCCCUUUGGCAUCAUCACUGUCAUUGGCUUAGCAGUGGCAAUAUUGCUGUAUAUCCGGAAAAGGAAGCGGCUGGAGAAGCUGAGGCACCAGCUCAUGCCCAUGUACAACUUUGACCCAGCUGAAGAACAAGAUGAUCUGCUGGAACAAGAGCUUCUGGACCACGGGCGGGAAGGCAGCCUCACAGGUCCCAACGCCAAGACUCUCACAACCUCCCAGGGGACCACGCAGAGGCCCAGUCGUCUGGUCUUCACAGAUGUAGCCAAAGCUCUCAACCCUUGA
Molecule: messenger RNA, 498 nt
Organism: Limanda limanda (common dab)
Lineage: Eukaryota; Metazoa; Chordata; Actinopteri; Pleuronectiformes; Pleuronectidae
Exons: 4
Coding region: 1-498 (165 amino acids)
Source: RefSeq, a predicted model, not a curated record